Molecule: messenger RNA, 465 nt
Organism: Letharia lupina
Lineage: Eukaryota; Fungi; Ascomycota; Lecanoromycetes; Lecanorales; Parmeliaceae
Exons: 4
Coding region: 1-465 (154 amino acids)
Biological process (GO): proteasome-mediated ubiquitin-dependent protein catabolic process; protein polyubiquitination
Cellular component (GO): nucleus
Molecular function (GO): ubiquitin conjugating enzyme activity
Source: RefSeq, a predicted model, not a curated record
AUGUUUGCUACUAAACGUCUGGGAAAAGAGCUCAUCAAGAUCCAACAAUCCCUCCCCCCCGGUAUCGACUUCGUCAGCGCCCCAGACUUCAAACAAUGGGAAAUGGACAUCCGCGUCCUAGACGCAAACCCGCUCUACUUGGAUCAGACAUACCGCCUCCGCUUCCGAUUUAGCACCAAUUACCCAAUAGAAGCCCCCGAAGUGACUUUCAUCCCCCUCUCGCAGCCCCUCCGUACCAUCCCAAUCCAUCCGCACAUCUACUCCAACGGCAUCAUCUGUCUCGACCUGCUCGGCACGCAAGGCUGGUCACCAGUCCAAAACGUGGAGUCUGUAUGCAUGAGCCUCCAGAGCAUGUUGACUGGCAAUACGAAAAAUGAGCGGCCGCCAGGCGAUGAGGAUUUUGUCAGGAGAAAUACGCAGCGGCCGAGGGACAUUCGAUUCGUCUACGAGGAUAGUACCGUUUGA